Molecule: messenger RNA, 1871 nt
Organism: Wallemia mellicola CBS 633.66
Lineage: Eukaryota; Fungi; Basidiomycota; Wallemiomycetes; Wallemiales; Wallemiaceae
Exons: 3
Coding region: 1-1239 (412 amino acids)
Molecular function (GO): protein binding
Source: RefSeq, a predicted model, not a curated record
AUGUUGCUUCUCCCUGAAGACAUCAUUUUUGACAUCUUUGAACGAGUGGAUAUUGUUGAUUUAUUGCGCAUAUCAGAAUCUUCUCGUUACUUCAAUAGUCUGGCAUUAUACACUUUGUCUAUCAGACUGAACUCUCUCGAGCCACUCAAGCGGAUACGCAUACAGAAGAGGUGGGAUAUACAGAAGUUUAAGCUAUCCUCUAAGAAAUUAGAGAGCUGCUCCUCUAAUAACGUUAUCAACGUCAAUAACGAGGCAUUUAUAAGAUGUAGCGAUGAUAUCGUCGCAUGUACAGCUACACAGGUUAAUCCGGACGAAAUAAUACUAGCGACUUCAUAUUACAGUUCCGCACCAGCUAGCAGUGUCUAUAGUAUUAGUAUUAGUAGUCCUCAUAAAAUAAAACUAUUAUCUACAAUAUACCCCCAGAAAUGGAUAAACGCACAUUGCAUCUCAAUAGAUCACAAUCUCAUCGUUUAUGGCUCAUACACUGACGACAUACACAUUCUCAAUUACAAAUCAAAUAGGAUAUUGAUAAUAAAAAGGGGAUGUGAACAAUUACAACCAAUUGCGGCUAUUAGAUUAUUCAGUAAAUCACAUUUCAUCCUCGUCCUCACUCGUUCGUUUAGGCUGGAAAUUUAUGAAACACCACAGGACAUCUUGGAUAAUAGUAAUACGGUUGAGGACAAUGACUUAUCAUCUAUCAGAUCGUUCAACGAAUCGCAUAUGUUCCUUGAUAAUAAAAAAGCGUCAUUUGUUCAAUGUGACAGUAGACUUACCAAAUCAUUCGUCAAUACGCGUUUAUCAGGUAGUAGCAAUCUAGUCGAAGCCUCCAAAUUCUCACAAUCAUCAUCUAACGAUUCUAUCGACAAAACAGAAACAUGUUACCUCUUAUCAGUUUCGAAAACCCAUAUUCAUAGAACAGCAUUCAACUUUUCAGACAUCCGUAAUCCAAAAACAAUAGAGUUUCCAUUAUAUAGUACAAGAGAAUUUGACUUGAAUUUCAGUUCACUCUCUAAAGGAUAUACGCUCAGCGUGAAUGAAAAUACCUACUUUUUUUCGACAAUAUCUGGUGGACUAAAUCCUAAAUGCACGGUAAUCGAUAACAAUUCUAAUAUAGUAUUCCCACCAUCGGAUUGCGAGCAUAUGGGUAUAAUUACAGAUGGUGAUUUUGAUGAAAAUCAAGGAAAAGCAGUUUUUAGUACUAGUCAAGGAUAUAUCCAUAUAAUAGAUUAUCUCAACUGAGUAAAUUUCUUCUUAAUUGCAUUAUUGAUGUUGGGUCUUUCACUGAUAACUGGUGUAUUGGUGGUGUAAACGUCGGAAAUCUUUUUACGAGAUCGUUUUGAAUAAUUUCAAGCUGUUGUGUUAAUAAAUUUGUUGGAACGGUAUCAGAUUUUGUAAAUGCCAAUUGAAAUACCCAAUUUACAGCUGAUUCUUCCCUUUGUCGAUUCAGGUAGUCGAGAAAAGCAAGAUCACUGUCGAGUAAACCAUGCAUAGCAUUAAUAAGAACAACGAUUCUAUUCAAAUUCAUACGCGUUUCAAUAUACUCUUCUAUUAUAUUACCCCAUACGUCCCUACCCAUACUACCAUAUCCUGGUGCAUCGACUAGAGUUAAUUUACCAUUACAAGUUGAGAAAUAACCCAAAUGCUUUGUAUGUCCUGCGUGUCUACUCGUACUGACGAGAUCCUUCGUCGAUAAAAUGCUAUUGAGAAGACUAGAUUUACCGACGUUUGAUCUACCAACGAAGAGAACUUCAGGCGAACGUGAUUUCUGUAUAUUCUUCCAAUUAACUUGUUUUAUAUUACUAGUGAACAAUUUUUGUAACUGCUUAUUUGAUAACAUAAUGGUUAGAAACAAACCGUCAUGCCCCAAAUUG